AUGAUGUUUACCGAGGGUCCCGCCGACGUGCCGAGUCGCCACGCGCUGCGGGGUGUACCGGCGGCGGCUUCCGCCGACGUCCUGCCGCCGCGGAGGGCGCUGAUUUCCGCCGUGGGCGUCGACGGCGCCCCGGAGACGCUUUCCGCGCGCCUGCUUGAAGAGGCGAGCGCGGACGGCGGAGACGGGAUGGCGGAAGGCGGAGAGGCAGAGAAUCUUGACGAGGGGAGGGUGCUUGCUUCAGAAGAGUCGGGGGAGGCGGAGGAGGGCGCGUGGGAGCGCGCAAGUGCUGUUGCGGAAGAGGCGGAAGAAGGUGUGGCGGAAGGGGAGGAGGGGGAAGCGGGGGUUGAAGAGGGCCGAUUCUUGGCAGAGGAAGAAGGGCAGAUGGGGGAUGCGGAGGCGGUAGAGGGGGAGAUGGGGGAUGCUGGGGGGGAGAUUGAGGAGGGGAGGGUGUUGGAGGAGGAAGUGGAGGGGGAGAAUGAGGAUCAGGAGGACGGGGAGAUGCAGGAGGGAGAGGAUAUUGAGGAGGGAAGGGCGCUUCAAGAGCAAGGAGAGUCCGAGGAGGUUAAUAAUCUGGAGGCAGAUGAGGAAGAAGAGAAUGAGGAGGAGGGGGAGAUGCAGGAGGGGAGGGCACUCGCGGAGCAGGACGAUUUUGAGGAGGAGGGUGAGUGGGAUGAGGAUGCAGAGGAGGAGGAAGAGGAGAUGCAGGAGGGAGAGGGGCUUGAGGAGGGGAGGGUGCUGAUGGGGGACGACGGCGAGUCUGAGGAGGUUGGUGCUUUGGCGGGAGAGGAGGAGGAGGAUGAGGAAGAGGAGGAGGGGGAGAUGCAGGAGGGGAGGGCACUGGCGGACGAGGAGGGUGUAUGGGACGAAGAUGGUGAGGAGGAAGAGGAGGAGGAGAUGCCAGAGGGAGAGGAGAUCGAGGUGGGCAGGACGCUGCAGCAGGAAGAGGAUUCCGAUGAGGCUGGUUUUUUGAAGGCCGAGGAGGAGGCAGAGGAGGAGGGAGGAGAUAUGCAGGAAGGAGAGGAGAUCGAGGUGGGUAGGGCGCUGCAGGAGCAAGGAGAGUCCGAGGAGGAAGAGGAGGUACAGGAGGAGCAAGAAGAUUUCAGCGAUGAGGAAGAGGAGGAGGAGGGGGAGAUGCAGGAGAGGCGUGCUUUGGCCGAGAUUGACGAUUCUGAGGAUUUGGAUGGGGAGGAGGAUGCGGAAGAGGGAGAGGAGGAGGGAGAGAUGGAGGGGCGGGCUUUGGCAGAGCUUGACGAUUCUGAGGGUGUGAAUGAGAAUGAGGAGGAGGAGGAGGAUGAGGAUGAGGACGAGGAGGGCAGGGCUUUGGCCGAGAUCGACGAUUCUGAGGAUUUUGAUGGGGAGGAGGAUGAGGAAGAGGGAGAUGAGGAGGGGGAGAUGCAGGAGGGACGGGCUUUGGCAGAGGUCGACGAUUCUGAGGGCGAGGAUGAGGAGGAGGUGGAAGAGGAGGAGACAGAGAUGCAGGAUGAGGAGGAGGGAGAGAUGGAGGAGGGGCGUGCUUUGGCCGAGCUUGAAGAUUCUGAGGGUGUGAAUGAGGAUGAGGAGGAGGAAGAGGAGGCAGAGAUGCAGGAUGAGGAGGAUGGUAGGGUGCUUCUGGCAGAAGAGGAGGAGGAGGGAGAGAGUGAGGAGGAAGAGGAGGAGGAGGCCGAUAUGCAGGAGGGGAUGGAGGAGGAUGGUAGGGUGCUGCUGGCAGGAGAGGACGAUGAGGAGGGCGAGGAGGGAGAGAGUUUUGGGAGUGAGGAGGAAGAGCGUUUCAGGGUUUCCACUUGA
Molecule: messenger RNA, 1785 nt
Organism: Closterium sp. NIES-65
Lineage: Eukaryota; Viridiplantae; Streptophyta; Zygnematophyceae; Desmidiales; Closteriaceae
Source: the annotation of a GenBank genome assembly